Molecule: messenger RNA, 798 nt
Organism: Triticum turgidum subsp. durum (durum wheat)
Lineage: Eukaryota; Viridiplantae; Streptophyta; Magnoliopsida; Poales; Poaceae
Source: the annotation of a GenBank genome assembly
AUGGAGGGGAGCGGCGGCGGCAAGCACUUCAUCCUCGUCCACGGCCUCUGCCACGGCGCGUGGUGCUGGUACAAGCUGGUGCCGAUGCUCCGCGCCGCCGGGCACCGCGUUACCGCGCUCGACAUGGCCGCGUCCGGCGCGCACCCGGCGCGCAUGGACGAAGUGGAGUCGUUCAAGGACUACUCGCGGCCGCUGCUCGACGCCGUGGCCGCGGCACCGGCCGGCGAGAGGCUGGUCCUGGUCGGGCACAGCCUCGGCGGGCUCAACCUCGCGCUCGCCAUGGAGAGAUUCCCACGCAAGGUCGCCGCGGCCUUGUUCCUCGCCGCGUGCAUGGUCUGCGCCGGCAGGCACAUGGGCGUCACCAUCGAGGAGUUCUCCAGAAGAACCCCAUCCGAUUUUUUCAUGGACAGCAAGAUCAUGGUUCUGAACACAUAUCAAGGCCCUCGGCCUGCAGUCGCGCUUGGCCCCAAAUUGUUGGCAGCGAAAUUGUACGAUCGAAGCUCAGUCGAGGACCUGACACUGGCUAUGUUGUUGGUGAGACCGGGCUGCCAGUUCGUGGACGACCCGAUGAUGAGGGACGAGGCUCUGCUCAUCGACGCCAACUACGGGUCGGUGAAGAAGGUGUACGUUGUGCUCACGGACGACGUUUCCACCUCCGAGGAGAUGCAGUGCUGGAUGGUCGACCUGAGCCCGGGCACGGAGGCCGAGGUGCUCGCCGGAGCCGACCACAUGGCCAUGUGCUCCAAGCCCAGGGAACUCUGUGAUGCUCUGCUCAGGAUCGCCAACAGGUAUGACUGA